Messenger RNA from Oryza brachyantha (malo sina), 1195 nucleotides. RefSeq names its product transcription factor MYB41-like. The transcript has 3 exons. Lineage: Eukaryota; Viridiplantae; Streptophyta; Magnoliopsida; Poales; Poaceae. The record is from RefSeq and is a predicted model, not a curated record. The coding region runs from base 21 to 989 and encodes 322 amino acids.
UCGAUCGAUCAGGUAGGUCGAUGGGGAGACUGAGGCCGCCGUGCUGCGACGAGAGCAGCGUGAAGAAGGGGCCGUGGACCCGCGAGGAGGACGAGAAGCUCGUCGCCUACGUCGAGCAGCACGGCCAUGGCAGCUGGAGGUCUCUCCCCAAGCGAGCCGGGCUGAACAGGUGCUGCAAGAGCUGCCGGCUGCGAUGGAUAAACUACCUGAGACCCGACAUCAAGAGGGGCAACUUCACUCCCGAGGAAGAGCAAGCCAUCAUUACCCUGCACUCCGUCCUCGGCAACAAGUGGUCGACGAUCGCAACACGGCUGCCAGGGCGCACGGACAACGAGAUCAAGAACUACUGGAACACGCGCCUCAAGAAGAGGCUCAUCGGCGCGGGCAUCGACCCGGCCACCCACCGGGCGCGGCCGCGGGCGCCGGCGCCCGGCGACCUCGCCACCGCGCUCCCGCAGCUGGUGGCGCUCGCCAGCCUGGCGGUCGACCUCGCCGUCGGCCACCACGCCGGCACGUGGGCCGCCGACUACCUGCAGGCCGACGCGGCGGCGGUGGCGCAGCUGCAGUGCCUCCAGCACCUCCUCCUCCAGCCGCAGCAACCGACGCCGGCCACCUCGGCGACGAGCGGCGGCGGCGGCGGCGGCCACCCGGACAUGAACACGGCGGGGAGCAGCUUCCUGACCCAAGCCGUCGCGUCCUACGCCGCAGCCCCACCUCUCCCUCCUCUCAUGGCGGCUACCACUACCAGCCAGCAGGCUCACGAGCUGAAACGAUGGCAAGGUCAGCUGCUCAGCAGCGGCGGCGGCGGCGACCAUGGCGCCGUGUCGCCGCCUCCUCUCAUGGCGGGCCACGGGGACGGCGGCGCGUCGCCUGAUCAUCUCAGCUUCUCCGGCGGCGGCGGCGACAUGUUUCUGCACUCCGACUUGACGGCGCUGCUGUGCAGUGCGAAUGCCGGCGUCGAUCUGCAGUCCUGUAAUCUAGAUUUCUGAUGCGAUUAGGGUGAUUAAUUAGAAGAUUAAGACGUCGUAAUCAUCAGACAUUGAUCGAGUCGAGAGUACGUGCAAGUGAUGGUGACUGGCGCCCCUGCCCUGUACAUGAAAGCACACUGUGGAUGAUAUUUUUAAAUUUGGUAGAAAUUCAUGCAAGUCAUAUGUAAUCGAUCGGAGGCGUGUGGUAAUUAACCUUUUUUUUUUCG